This is a messenger RNA of Zingiber officinale, 2007 nucleotides long. Its product is annotated as actin cytoskeleton-regulatory complex protein pan-1-like. Lineage: Eukaryota; Viridiplantae; Streptophyta; Magnoliopsida; Zingiberales; Zingiberaceae. The record is from RefSeq and is a predicted model, not a curated record. Bases 1 to 2007 code for a protein of 668 amino acids. The transcript is spliced from 5 exons.
AUGCUGCUCUUGCGGAAGACCUUGCCACCUCGGAACAGGCCGAGGAAGAGCGAGCUGCUUCUCCUCCGCCUGCUAAACGCCUAUGCCUUCAAUGUAAAAGGAAUCUUCAAAAGCCAGCGCUCAUUCGCGGCCUCUCAAUCUUCAAAAGCCAGGGCUGUUACUCCCGACCGGGAGAUUGCCUUGGAGCCAGAGGUUCCCAUCCUGUCGCCCCGAAUAUCCGCCCUGACACCCGGUCGGGAUCUAUCUCCCGAACAAGCCACUCUUCCCGCUCAAGCCUUCUCUCCUGGGCAGAUCCGUUUUCCUAUAAUCGAACAACCCGGGAGUUCUGCCACUUUAUCGGCCUCGCUUCCGGUAGCUGCUCCGGCCUCCACUUCUCGACCCAGGGGGAAGAUUUCCAAAAAAUAUGCCUUCACCGCCUCCUGGCACCUGCCCUCCUCCACUGAGCCUGAUGACGCCGAAGAAGCUACAGAAGAUGCUCCUUCUGUUGUCGGCCUGGUUCAGUUACAGGGCGAGUUAGCCACGUCCUGGAGGGCAGGCAAUCAGAAAUUUUGGAACAAUCCGCCAUUGGAAGGGAUGGACCAAGCUUCCCGCCAGAUAGUUUCUAGGGAGAAUGAAGUGUUGAAGGCUCGUCUUCAGGAGUUGGAGCUGUCGCUCACACCUCGUGAUCCACUAAACCCGACCCCUGGGGACCUGGCGGGGUAUCUACGCUUGAUUGGGGAGUCUGCAAAGUCCGUCCGAAACAUCUCCCAUGCGACUUUUGACAAAAUAAAGACCCUGGAGGCGUCUCUGCAGACCAGUGAGUUCAAAGUGGCUUCUGAGUCGGAGAGACGUCGCUUGCUGGUGGUUGAGUUGGAUGAAAAGGACGCCCGGUUGACCACCCUAUCCUCUGAUCUGAAGAGUCUACAAGAAACCCAAGAGGCUCUUCAGAAAAGUUUAACAGAUGUCCAAGCUUCUCGCUUGAUCUCUUCUCAUUCUGUUUAUUUUCACAUGGCAUCCUUCUCUCUUCUGUCUUCUCUGGUGGCAACAUAUUUUCUUGGCUCAUCCACUUUCGACGAACUAGAUCGAGAUGACCUGCGAUAUACCUACGGAGUUGGGGAUAACGCGCAUGUGAUCAUUCCCACCGGCAUACACCAAUUUUUUGCUCCUCCUGAUGGAUAUUGCACCUUCUUUAAAGAACAAUUUGUGUGCUCUGUGACGUAUGCAAGCUCUCCUGGUCCGCCCCUUUGUUCCACUGUUUCUUCACCCUCUGGUAGCAUGAAGAAGGCACGUUCCGGUUCCAGCCUCGUCUUCGGACUGCUUUUUUCUCACCCCUGCAACCUUCUGAACCGAACUGGAGGAGCAAAUUCUUCUACAGCCCGGCCCUUCACCCCGACGUCUCUUCAAUCAAUUAAUCCUUCCCAACCAACCUCCAGCCCUGGUCGCGGUCGCGGUCGAAGAUCAGCCAAUGUACCUUACGCCAGCCUUGCCUUCAGAGAAGCUUCUCAAGCAGCUCGUCAUGCACAUUCUAGACUUCGCCGCAGGGCCCUCAAUCCUAGACAAGAUUCAGGUUCUUCCGCUGUUCCUCCGCCUCCUGUUGCAACCACCACUCCUCCUUCGCCUCCUAUUGCAACCCCGACUCCUAUCCCGAGCCAGGCAGAUGCUUCCCCUGCUCCGCCCAAGGUUCAGGUCGAGCCUCCAUUAGCUCAACCUUCAACUUCGCAACAACAUCAGAGCACUGAGGGUGGCCCCUCGCAUUGCCCUUCACCAGCAACUUCACCUCCAAAACCUUCUCAGGUGCCCCCCUCAGCUCCUUCUGGGUCAGCUGCUGGGCCUUCUAGCUCCGCUGCUGGGCCUUCCCAACCACCACCAUCUGUUCCUCUCUAUUAUCGCACCACUGCUCCUUCUGAGGCUGAGUUAAAGUCACGGCAAGAUGUUCCCACCAGCUCCUUAACAAUGAAAGGUCGUUUGGCCACUUUGUGGGAAGAAAGUAUGCAUCAGAUAGAACUCUUGCCGCCCCUGCCCAGAUAG